Molecule: messenger RNA, 443 nt
Organism: Racocetra fulgida
Lineage: Eukaryota; Fungi; Glomeromycota; Glomeromycetes; Diversisporales; Gigasporaceae
Source: the annotation of a GenBank genome assembly
AAAUAAAAAAUGCAAUUGAUAUUAUUAAAAUGAUUAUGAAUCAAGCAACAGAUGAUCAAACUAGAAAAAAAUACCAAUAUCUUAAACAAAUUUUAUUAACUAAUCAAGAAUGGGAUAUUUUAAAAUCUUUAGUAAAAAUUUUAUUAUCAUUUGCAGAAGCUACAACAUUUUUAGGAUCAAGUAAAUUUUCUAUAGUAGAAACACCUUUUGAUGACAAUAUUAAUUUUGAUGAUAUUAAUUUUGAUGAAUUAUUGGAAAAUGAAUUAGAUAGUAAUAGUUUAGAAGAUUAUAAUUUUGUAGUAGAAAAAAAAUUUCUAACUCACAAUGAAUUAUUAUUUAGUUUAUUGAAUCCUCAACAUAAAAAGCUUGAAUUUAUCUCUAAAUCUGAACAAAAAUUAACUAAAGAUAUUUUGAUAAAAUUAUAUAAUGAUGAACAAAAUAAU